AUUAUCAUAACAACCAAACGGAUUUGAGACCAAAUUGUAUCCAAGCAUUGAUGGAGGCUGUAUCACGUUGUAGUCCUCCCAUCAAACUCCCGCCUCAUUUGGUAAAAUAUCUUGGCAAGUCACAUGGUGCAUGGCAUACAGCAAUGGAAAUACUUCAACGUGAUUCAUUCUCAAGUGUGAGAGGCGAUGAAAAAUUAAGAGAAAGUACUUUGGACGCAUUAUCAGAUCUUUAUGAAACAUUAUCAGAAGAUGAUAUGUUUUAUGGGUUAUGGAAACGGAGAAGUAAAUUUGCUGAAACAAAUAUUGGGAUAUCAUAUGAACAAUGUGGUAAUUGGAUGCAGGCGCAAAUUACAUAUGAAAAUGCUCAAACAAAAAUACGAAGUUCAGGAUUACCAAUCAAUGAGACUGAAUAUCUCUUAUGGGAAGAUCACUGGAUAAUGUGUUCACAAAAAUUACAGCAAUGGGAUAUACUUACCGAUUUUUCUAAAAAUGAGAAUAAUAUAGAAUUGAUGACGGAAUGUGCUUUUCGUUUGAUGGAUUGGACCAACGAUAAGGAUUAUUUGGAACAAGUUAUUCACACAUUAUUGGAUGCACCGUCUCCAAGAAGAAAAAUGUUUGAAGCAUUUAUGAAUUUAAUGAAAUCUCUUCAUACAAAUAGUUUAGAAGAUUUCAAGAAAGUAUCAAUAGAAGCCCAUCAAUUAACUUUGCAAAAAUGGCACACACUACCCAACGUGGUUUCGUACAGUCAUAUUCCUUUAUUACAUUCAUUUCAAUUAUUAGUAGAAUUUGAAGAAGCUACAAAAAU
Messenger RNA from Dentiscutata erythropus, 805 nucleotides. NCBI's taxonomy places the organism in Eukaryota, Fungi, Glomeromycota, Glomeromycetes, Diversisporales, Gigasporaceae. The record is from the annotation of a GenBank genome assembly.